Paramecium tetraurelia is the source of this 2283-nucleotide messenger RNA. RefSeq lists its product as uncharacterized. The record is from RefSeq and is a predicted model, not a curated record. Lineage: Eukaryota; Ciliophora; Oligohymenophorea; Peniculida; Parameciidae. The transcript is spliced from 5 exons.
AUGGUUUCCUUAUUCACAGUUUCUGCUUAAUUUUUCAUUCCGAAUCUCGAUAGUCAAGACAACACGACCUUAAUCAUCCAGAUACUGUUAUGUGCAAUCUUUUACAUUCUCAGGAGUACUAAAAUUAAUAAGAUUCUCGCUUAAAUCUAAGAAUUCUUCAAUCUGAAUGGUUCAUUGAAUGACAUGGUUGGAUUGAUGAAACUAUUGAUGGUAAUAAUAUUUAUAGCACAUAUAUGUGGUUGUACUUGGCAUGGUUUGGCAUAUUAUUCCACCAGCUAUUCUUGGCUCGAUGCCUAUAAUUUAAGAGAAAGAUCUAAUGGAACUAAAUACAAUUACUCAAUUUAUUGGGCAACUAUGACUAUGACCACAGUCGGAUAUGGUGACAUUACUGCCUAAAAUAAUAGUGAACUAUUGAUAAACAAUAUUACUAUGUUUGUUGCUAGUAUUGUAUUUGCAUAUUCAGUCAACAGUAUUGGAAUAUUUGUAUCAAAUAUGUACAAAGGUACUAUGGAAUACAGUAGAUCAGUUACUUUGAUAAAUACUUUUAUGUCUAAGAAUAAAAUUCAAUUUGAUCUAUAGACUAGGAUUAGAAGUUAUCUGGAGUAUAUAUGGUAAGAAGAGUAAGAAAUGAAUGAUGAUGAAAUAGGAUCAAUAAUGAAGAAAUUAAGUAGACAUUUAUAAGAUGAAUUACAAUAUUAAUUAAGAGGGAACAUUCUCAAAAAUAGUAGAGUCAUCGUGAAAUUAUUCUCUGAACAAUGUGUAAAAAGUUUAUUAUAAUAAAUGGAGGAAAUCUCAUUCUCUCCUGAAGAACGAAUUAUAACUUGCAAUUAGAUUGAUGAUUGUUCUCUUUACAUCAUUACCAAAGGAGAAGUGGAAUUACUGUUUUCUGGUAAAAAUCAAUUGGGAGAUCUGAUCAAAAAGAAUUCCAUUAAAUCUCUAUCUUAACAGGAGUGCUUUGGUGAAGUAGCAUUCUUUACAGGGAACCCAAGAACUGCUACUGCCAUCUCCAAGGGAUUCACUAAGGCAUUCAAAAUCAAAAGAGAAAACUUCAUAGCCAUUUUACAGUCUUUUCCGAAUGAUUAUGAGAAAUUUUGUGAUGUAAGAGAUCGAUUAAUUUAUAAUGAAUACUCUACGUUAUAGCUAAAUUGUUAUAGUUGUAAUAGCAAUAAACAUCUAAUCAACACCUGCCAUAUCCUACAUUAUUGUGCUGAUCAAGAGAAAAUACUUAAGAAAGAACUCUACCCUGUUGAAUAAUUAAGGAACACCAAGUUUUACAGAUAAAAAAACAAUAAGGAACCCUAAUCUCAAUCCAUGCAGAAAUACCAUUCAGCAAGAGCUCAUGAUUUGAUGCAGGAUCUCAAUUAAGAAGAAAAAGGAGGAAUGGAUGUUGAUGAAGCUGAUUCACACACUCUGCCUAUCAAUGAUGCUUAUGAAGAUGAAGAAGAUCAAUAUUCAUCAAUUAAUUAAUAGAGAAGUUAAUCGAGAACAUUAAGUUAGAGAUAAACAUAAUAAUAAGAAAUAGAUGAUGAUGAGAAAAAUAUUAAGAGUCACUCUAGAAGACAAAUUUCGUAAAGAUAAACUGUUGCAACUGCUGGAUUUGGAAAAGUAUUGAUCUACCCUUAAAUAGUUACUUGGAAUGUUGAGGAAUUAAGUAAUUCUAAAGAUUCAUCUGAAGAACAGGAUUAAGUAGUCCUCCCAAAGUAACAUGUAAUACAGUAGAAAUCAAACGAAAACCUCUAAAAACCAUCACUCAAAAGAUAACUUUCAAGAACGGGAUCAAAUGAUGAACAUUCAAAACCAGUUGCCAAAUAAUCAUCAUAACAAAAACAUCAGUCCGAUCUCGAAAUCAAGUUUUCAUCUUAGAGAGAACAAGCAAGAAAAAUCACUAAUAGAACUAGAACUCACAAUGAAGAAUAACCUACAAUAAUUGGUGAAAAUGCAACUAUGAAUAAUAUUUAUUUUCCUGCUCCCACAUUGUCUUUGUUGGUUUCAAAUUUUGAUAAAAUGUCCAUAUUUCAAUAUUAUUAGCCUCUGAAUAAUUAUGAUGCUGUUCUUAAAAGAUAUGCUAGAGCGUAGAAGCACUUUGGAAAAAAAAGAAUGUAUCCUGAAACAUCUCUAUACUCAUUCUUUUUUAUUGCCAUCAAAAAAGGUUGGAAAUUAAGGAAACUUGGCAAUGUAGUUCCAAAAAACAUUUCUAGUUUUCUUGCCAAUACUAAGGUUUUAAAAAGAGCAGUCAAAAAAUUCAAGAAUGAAAAAAAUAACAUUUUAGUUUAAAUUAAAUGA